This is a messenger RNA of Synchiropus splendidus (mandarinfish), 6856 nucleotides long. It is a transcript of the gene unkl, whose product is annotated as unk like zinc finger. The transcript has 16 exons. Gene Ontology annotation, molecular function: metal ion binding. Lineage: Eukaryota; Metazoa; Chordata; Actinopteri; Syngnathiformes; Callionymidae. The coding region runs from base 295 to 2745 and encodes 816 amino acids. The record is from RefSeq and is a predicted model, not a curated record.
UGGAUCACCAACGACGAUGAUGCACCGGACAACAACAGACGGUUCAACUGGUUUGGGAAAAACAGCGUAUUAUAUUUGUAUUAUCGGGGGUGGGGUGUUUUAAAAGAGGCGGUAUGUACCACUUAUGAUAUUUUGAGUUCCAUUGUUAAAGCGAUAAGUAAGUAAAUACACGGAAACAACAGCCGGAGUAUUGUCACGUGUCUGCAGCGCCUUCUCACGUCACUCUUUGUAGCGCACGGACAGCACUCAAGCAGCAGAUACCAGCGCAUGCGCAAUCCAUUGUUUUGACUGAAAAUGCCGUCGGUUUCGAAAACGGCGGCCAAUGCGUCUCCUCAAACCGAGAAACCUACCCACUACACAUACUUGAAAGAGUUUAGGACGGAGCAGUGCCCGUUGUUUCUCCAGCAUAAGUGCACACAGCAUCGACCUUUUACUUGCUUUCACUGGCAUUUUCUCAACCAACGGAGGAGAAGACCCAUCAGAAGAAGAGACGGAACUUUUAACUACAGUCCGGACGUUUAUUGCACCAAAUACGACGAGACAACAGGCAUUUGUCCGGAUGGAGACGACUGUCCCUAUUUGCACCGCACCACUGGUGACACGGAGCGCAAGUACCAUCUACGCUAUUACAAGACGGGCACUUGUAUCCAUGAAACAGAUGCCAGAGGGCAUUGUGUGAAGAAUGGCCUGCACUGUGCUUUUGCUCACGGUCCACAUGAUCUCCGACCUCCAGUCUAUGAUAUCAGAGAGAUUCAAGCACAAGAAGCUCUACAAAACGGACAGUUGGGGUCAGGGGAAGGUAUUCCAGAUCUACAACCUGGUGUCCUUGCUAGCCAAGCCAUGAUUGAGAAGACACUCACAGAAGACCCGCGGUGGCAAGAUACCAAUUUUGUUUUAGCCAAUUACAAAACAGACCAGUGUACCAAGCCCCCCAGACUAUGCAGACAGGGCUACGCUUGUCCACACUACCAUAACAGUAGAGACAGAAGGAGAAAUCCACGGAAGUUCAAGUACAGGUCAACACCAUGUCCUAAUGUGAAGCAUGGAGACGAGUGGGGAGAGCCAUCCAAGUGUGACAGUGGGGACAGUUGUCAGUAUUGUCACUCACGAACUGAACAGCAGUUUCAUCCAGAGAUCUACAAGUCCACCAAAUGCAACGAUAUGAGGCAGACUGGUUACUGUCCCAGAGGGCCGUUCUGCGCUUUUGCUCAUGUAGAAAGAAUUCCCUCGAAUGAAGAGACCAUGAGCUCCAUCUUGUCAGCGAUACAGUCAAGUACACAGUCCCAGCUUGGUUCCCAGCAGUAUUCUGAGUGUCCAGUCAGCGAGUGGAGCAGUGGCUGUAACUCCACCACCAUUGCAACCAGUAGCAAUGGCCAAGUAGGAAGUGUUUCAUGUUCUAAUAGCUCCACUGUUACGCCGAGCUCAGGAAGCGACAGUUUGAUAUCCCCAGUGGGGUCCAGCAGCAGGCACAAAUCCUUUACUAGUAGUAGUUUAUGUUCAGAGUCAGCCACUUCCAGUGUCUCAUCUCUGCUGACUAACUACCCCAAAGCUCCGGGGUUUGAACGUGAGGACCAGAUCAAGAACAAGGGGCACAUGGAUCACAAGUUAAUGGACCAAGAAAAACAGGCACAAAAUACUGUAUUCUCGGCGGUGAACCCUCUGGCUUCGAGCUUUACCUCCAGCAUAACAUCCAGUUUAGCAUCUAGUAUUGGCUCAGAGAGUUCUUCACCCACCACCUUAUCAACCAUGAAUGCAAAAGCCACUCCUUUCUAUCCUGGGAGCAACACAGUGGAGUCAGUCAUUGGGUCAGCACUGGAUCUUAACUUUAGUGAUAUCAACGUUGCUUCUCUUGAGAAGGACUUGGAGGAGCAGGAAGCCAAUUUGGGAUUGACAAGUCAGAGGGUGCUCGGAGGUUCCGCUCCAGUCAACAUUCCCGGCUCGCUGGCCCGAUCCUCGUCCUUCAAUUCCUCCUCUUCGCUGUCCACCUCCCCACUCAGCUCCCUCUCCCAGUCCCUGUCUCAGUCGCUUCUGUCGGCGGCGACUACACAGCAAAACCAACCCUCAAGUAUGAUGGCCAAGCAAGAGCACGGCCUCCUGGGAACGCCCACAUCCUCGUCCCAAAACUCCCUGGGCUUGAAUGGAGGCGCCAGCAGCAUCUGGGACUUCGUCAGUGGCAACUUUUCGCCGAGUCCAUCUCCAGUGUUCAGCAGCCUCACCAGCUCCUCCACCAGCACAGACGUCGCUCGGCUGUUCAGAGAACUGGAUGAGGCCAAGAGAAAGAUUAAACAGUGGGAGGACGCGUGGCACCAGGUGAAACAGGCCUGUGAAGCUUGCCAGAAAGAUGCUCUGGAAGCGAAGGAACAAGCGAAGGUGGCAGAGGCAGAGCGGCAGCUAGCAGAGCAGAAAUGGGAGGAAACAGAGCGCCGGCUUAAAGAGCUACAAGGGGACUUUGAUGCGCUUUGCCGCACCACAGGAACGCCUCUUCUUCGUAGCUACGGAGAGCUGGACCAACUGCCCUUGUCAAAGCUUCACUCUAUUCAAAGUCAGCUGCGUAGUGACCUAGACCUUAUAGACGGGGUAAUUUAUCAGCUUCGGUCAAAGACUUGUGUAGUUUGCCAAAAGCGUGAUCGUUGCGUUGUUCUGCAGCCUUGCCAACAUUAUGUACUCUGUGAGAACUGUGCACCUAGUCGAAGCGAAUGUCCCUAUUGCCGAGCAAAACUAUCAACUUCUUUCGGUACUGUUUAAACAGUUGACUUCACAUGGAUAAUUCCACAGGUGGCUGAUGUAAUACAAAGCACUAUGAUGGAUGUUGUCAGUUUUUACUCGCCCAAAUUACUCAAGUGGGCCAAAGUUAUUAUACCCAUGAUAUAAAUAUGUUAUAACAAGAGAUUUCUGAGCAUUUAAACACGCCAGUGGUUAACUUUAAAAAUCCAUUCUUUUAUGCACUUAUAAUUCAAGCGCUUAAUAUAGUUUUUUUGAAUUAAUAAACACUUCAUAUCCGGCUGAACUGUCUUGCUCACCACCUACGAGUCGAGGGGUUUCGAAGGCAUCAGUAUACUGGUCUUAACCUGAAGGAUUCACUGACUGAGGAGUCAUUUUUAACCGGGUAUUUAUUUACAAGGCAGUGCCGAGGAAAUUCUUCACCUUAAGCCAGAUGUCAAUAAAUAACUCAAGCAUAGCAAAUGACAGAGCAAAACUUGGAAAAUCCACCUUUUAUAAAACAAAGGGCAAAAGUUUGUGUCGAUGCUUUUGUGGAGUUUACCAACAGGAGCUUUACAAAGCAAAAAAAAAAAUGGAUUCGAUUUUUCCGAAUUAGACCCGUCAGGCGUCUAACUAGUAACCUUCAAUUAAAGCACUUUUUUUUUUGACUGUUUAAUUUUUAUUCUUGCUUCAAGCUGCUUUGUAGCGUUUUCUUUAGUGUUUUCUAUACCGUUCUUUCCCCCCUAUAUAUAUAUACAUAUAUAUAUAUAUAUAUAAGCUAAAGCUUUUUUGUUGUCUACUGUGAAACCUCAAAUUCCGAAGUUCCUAAUUCAUGGCAUGUUUCUACAUAUUAAGAUUUAUUAGACGAAACAGAAGUAUUUAAUAGUUUCUACUUUCAUAUUUAGAUUUAUAAAAGGUUUCAAUCAUGUAAGUGCAAAUUUAAGGUGCAUUUUUAGGCAUAACCAGCAUCAGUUAGGCACAUGUUAAGGCUGUUAUUCAAUCACUUAGUGUUGUUUUGUAGAGAUUUCUAGAGCUUAGAGAAGCAUGUGUUUUAUUUACUAAAAGCCUGAAAUGAUGGUAUUUGAAAGUUUUUUUUUUGUAGUAGUAGUUGUAGUAAUCUAGCCUCUUGUCUAGAAACAUAUCGGCCUCUAACUCUAAAGUGCCUUAGUUGAUAAAGGUCAUAUGUAUCAUGAUAAUGGAGGGGAAAAAAAACAACUGUCCAAUCUCGUGCACAGGUUUAUAUAAAAAUCAAGAUGUGUGGUUAAUGUAUGUGUAUAUAGAAUAAAACGGUGUGUUUAGCAGAAGUGGGUAGAUAUCGGUGCCUGUGUCCCACGUGAGAAUCGAACCUCCCACUCAUUCCUUGGCCGUGGUGCUCUCUCAGUGCAGCUUCUGUCUUUUAUUUGAGAGUAUGCAAAUAUAGGACACAUGCAUUUGUAUAGCAAUUUGAUAAAUGGUUUUUUUUUUGUUUUAAGCAACAUUUAACUGUAAAAAUAAAUAAAUAAAAUAAUAAAAGGUAUUUGCAGUAAAUGAAGAAUCCUCUCGAGAUGGUUAGGUUCAAUUUUUAAAAAAUGACCUUCUACUGUGUUCAAAAGUCUUGCUUCAGAUACAGCUAGAAACGUGUAUGGCGACUUUUGCUUCUUAUAUAAAAUGGGGGAAACGCGUUGUUUACAUUCAUAAACCAGAGGUUUGGCGGAGGUAGUUUUGACAGUCAUACAUUAAGAGUCUUCUGGUGUUGCAUGUGGUGCGGUAUCAUAAUAACCAGCUACAAAAAUAAGAAAAAAAAAAAGUGUGACACUGCCAGAAUAUUUGUAUCGAUUUAUUUCUAGUGUAGUUAAAAAAAAAGGCUUAUUAAAAUUGUGCAAGCUUCGCUGCUAUCAGACAAAGUUGUUAAUGUACUUACUCGUAGUUUCUAGAUGUUUGAAUGUCGUCAUCGAUUCAUUUGUGGUUGGUUUUGGAUUCUUCUAGAAUGAUGUCAGACAUUUUCCUUUCCACGAGCUCAUUUCGCGGGGUGCUUUGGUCGGUCCCGCCUGGAAGAUAAGAGUCAAAUUUGAACCAAAGUGCAGUGUGAUUUCUAAUAACAAUCCAGGCGGGCAGCAUUGGAUUCUUGGUUAUAACUCCAAGCAAUAACUGAGACCAAUAAAAAGCUACAUGUAUUCAUAUAAUUCGCUGUUUUUAGGUUCAAUUUUAAGAGUAACAAAACACCCCGAGUUUCACAGUUUUACCAAAGACCAGUCGUUGUUUUCCUCUGCAUCAUCCUUUUCUUGAGUUCAGUAGUCUAACUGAUAUCACCUAGUACCUUAAACCGAUCAAAAGUCAUUCUUUUUUGUUCCGUGUGAGCCAGCUAUAGCGAGCGGAUCGACUAAAUGCAUGAGUCCGACCUUUGUACAUUCGUGUUGAGUAUAAACCCCGACGAUGGAUCUGUGUCAGUUGAAAUUGUCGUCGACAGUGAAGGCAUUUGUGUUUCUGAAGUGGCCAUAUUUAAACUGAAGGGAGUGAGGGGGGGGGGCGCUUGACAACAAGUCAGCUCUUCACAUGGAUUUAUUUUAUAGCACAAACAAAGAGAGAGCCUCGGUAGUAUUGUUGUCGUUGGAUGCAGCUCAGAAGUUGACCCUAAGAAGCUUCACUUAAAAUGUAUGACAUGCGACCUGGCUGCCAUCGAACCUGAAGCCUCACCAAUGUUUUAAAAUCCAUUUUAAGAUGAAGGCUUGUUGUUCAUUAGCGCCCAAUUCUCUUCACCUCUAAUUUUAUUUUUGCUUAAAGGCAUAUUCUCAAUGACAGUGGAAGCAAAAUGGUUAUGCAUUUUAACCUACAGUGACUGUACGGUGCUUUCUUUUCUUUGUAAAAGCUGUGGUCCAAUUCUUCUUUUCCUUUUCUUAAAUAUAUAUAACUGGACAGACAAUGAUUGUGACAAGCGUCGACGGCAGAUACAGACACUUUGUCUUAAAACAAAACCUUUUUUUGGAGGGCGGGGGGGGAGAAAAAAAAUCUAAAAAUUAGUUGAAUUUGUCUGUAACAGGCCAAUCUGUUGAACAUUCGUGCCUUUUGUGAAAGUGGAAUUUUUUCGAUUGGUAUUCCUCUCCACGAAAAUGAUUUAAAACCGCAGUCCAGUGCCUUAUAUACCACUUAUUUGGACUAGAAUGUGAUCGCUUAACCUUUUGAACGGCUGGCGGAACGCUGUUUCCUUUUACUGAAUCAAAUUUUAUAAAUGGCCGCCGACAAAUCCAGUCUGUAUUUGCCAGAACCGUCGUGAGACACAGCAAUACUGAACCGUCAAUCACACAAUUUUGAUCGAAAAUCUGUCAUCUGGCACCAAAAAAAAACGAAAAAGAAAACGCACUUGUUUGUUUCAAAAAGCACCAAAUAGGAAGAAUCUUGUAAAUGAACUGUACUUGAUGUAUCAAUAAGCUCUGCAUUUGAACAGUUGAAUCUAUUUUGCAUUGUUGUUAGUUGUUGUGUUGUCUUUGUUUUAAUAUUCUGAAAAUGGAGCCUGAGGAUUUAUGCAAUCUCGUAAGUGUAUAUGAUGUAUGGAGCUGUUGGAAUUAAGUGAACAUACUAGUGUGUUUGUCGAAGCCGCUCGGUUCCAUAUAUGAUAGAGAAUUUUAGUAGAAAUGUUAUUUUACAUCCCUGAAAUAUUGAAUGUAUUGUUCUAUAAAUUAGAUAUUCAAUAAAUAAAUACUUAGGUCACUGGAUUAUUCUGGAAUUUAAUUAUUUGGAUGUAGCAUUUAGUUGUAAAUUGCUAUUCAAUAAAAUCUAUUAGAACUAAAACAAAUGUAAGUUUUCAAGUUUCUGUUCUGUCAGAAAAGAUUACGGAGAUCGAUCUGCAUUUUAUUCAUUUUACAAUCUGUGGUGUAAACAUUAGUCCACCGUUUUUUGUGGCAAACCGUAGGAAGUCACUGAUAAUUGUGCAAAAAUAUUCUGUUGCUAUAUUGAUAUUUUUUUUGUGUGGUGAACACAAAAUAGGUGUAAGAGUUAACAUUCAUUUCUUUUUCCUUUUUUUUUUCUACAUUGAGGAUUGUGUACUGCAGGUUUUCUCUUAUGUAUUUGCUAGUUUGUUAACACUUGUUAAAUUGUUACACUACAGUUUAUGCAAUGGUUUACAAAAUUUCACAAAGUUAUUUUUAUCAUCUUGAGAAUUAAAAUAAUUUUUUCAUCUGAA